Symbiodinium sp. CCMP2592 is the source of this 6753-nucleotide messenger RNA. The record is from the annotation of a GenBank genome assembly. Lineage: Eukaryota; Dinophyceae; Suessiales; Symbiodiniaceae.
AUGGCAGGGCCACGGUUGGUGGCGGAACUCCAAGGAUCCGCAAAGAGGAUGAUCGCCGGGAAACCGGCGGGAUGGGUCUCCUACCAGGGCGGUGUGGAGACAUUGAUGCGGACGCUACGUGAGUGUCUGGGAAAACCACAGAUCGCGGAGAUGACAGAUUUCUUGAAUCAAUACUUUAGACACUCUCGGCGGCGUUCUGGAGAAGCCAUCAACGACUACGUGACGCGCAAGAACGAGCUCUACAUGCGGGCUCAACAGGCCCUGAGAAGACUCCUGCCGCACCAGGAGCCACCGAAGACCGCGCCACCUACGACAACAUGGGGCUACACAACCUCGCGGCGCAGUAGCUGGGCCUCCGAGGCGACCACCACGGCGGAGGGCGAGACCGCGACCGAGGAGCCGACGGCCGAAGAUGAGACGACGCAGACCCAGUGGGACUGGGAUGCCUCUCGGAACUAUGGGAACUGGGGUUCCAGUGGAAACUGGGGUUCUUAUGGACCGAGCUGGCAGGAAUCCUCGGGAUCAGCAUGGUGGGCGGCCUCUCCAUGGAGUUGGGGAAGCUACUACGGCAGCUCAGGACCAUCCCCGCAGGGUGGCUCCCCGAAAGAAGUGGAGCUACUACCGGAUUGGGUCCAGGGGUGGUACUUGCUUCAGGACGCCAACCUGACCACCGGUGAGCGCAACUUGGUGUUCACAGCCUUGAAAGGAGAGUUCAGCGUCCAACGAGUGGCGCAAGAGUUGAGGAACCAGUGGUCAGAACAGGACCUGAAGCGGCGUGACCAGCACUACAAGGCCUCAGGGUUCAUGGGCGAGUUCGAGGACGACGAUAUCGAGGACCCUGAGGAGGCAUGGGUUGCGAGCCGCUCCGAGGGCGACGGGGACCUGAACGAGGAAGGCAUGGCUUUGGUGGCAGAAGCAGAGGAGGAGGAAAUACUACAGUACUUCCUCGUCUUCCGGUGGAGCGACCGCCGGCGGCCGGAUGCGGGCUGCGGAAAGGUGGGCCAUCGAGUGGCCAAUUGCCCCACGGCAGGCAACAAAGCCAACAGUGCAGAGACCGAAGCCGCCCCCUUUGUCUGUUACGCAGAACAAGCCUGGGCAGGGGAGUCAGCCAACUUGGGAACCCAGGGUCCCACCACAGCUGAAGCCGUGCAAGCAGGCCUGGGAGUAAUCGACGGAGGAGCGACCCGUACACUCGGGUCGGUGCGGGCAAUCGAGGCUAUCAUGUUGCAGAAUGCGAAGAAGACCGGAGAUGCCGGCGUGAAGGGAGUGGACAUCCUGAACCGCCCCACAUUUGGCUUCGCAGAUUCCGGAGAGGCCAAAUGCAUCUCUACUGUAGACAUGGGUCUCAAGGCGAAUGGUAAGAGCGGGAAGCUGCAAAUCCAUGCACUGAACAAAGGAACCGGGCCAGUUUUGAUAUCAGUGUCCACAUUGAGAACAUUGGGGGCCGUGAUUGACUUCGAGAACGACCUGAUGGUCCUACGACACCUUGAUCCUCGAAAGGUGAUUGCCCUCCAGAGGUCAAGCACAGGCCACCAGUUGUUGGAUUUGACAGCAGAUCUUUUCGAAGGAGCCGCUGUGACAGCCACCGCGGUUCCAUCACUAGCUUCAUACAUUGAAGCGUCGAGCCAGUGCGAGCGUGUGCAGCUGCAGUUUCCACGUGUGAGCUUGAUGCAUCAGAGUCGAGAUGUCAAUCGGGAUCGCAGCCACGUCAAGGACUCAGUGAUCCCAUCUCCAGUGCUCCAAUACCUUUGUCUUCCGAGGGACGACAUGGAGAGCAUGAGCAAGCCGCAGCUGAGGGCCGCGAUCGAGACCUUCGGCGAGAUCCCAGCGGAAAGCUGGAACGUGGCCGAGUUGAAACACCGGCUUCGCGAGUUGGUGAAUGCUCAGGACGAGGAGUGGGCGCUCCCCAAGGGCACCCGCAAAGCGACGCCGCUCCAGCAACAGAUCACGCAGCUCAACAAGAACAAGGGCCGAAAGGCCCAAUUGGUGGAGUACGUGACCAAGGUGCUGGGCCUCGAGGUGAGCGCGAACGAGACAAUGACGCAGAUCGAAGGCAAGGCGCUCGACUACUUGUACGAAACGGUGGAAAGUACGGCCAAGGAUGUGGUCGGGUUCGGCCGUCAUGCGAGCCUGACGUACGGAGAGCUCUACGAGGGCUUCCCACAGUACACAGCUUGGGUGAUCCAGACGUUCAAGGAGACCGACGAUACGAAUCCCAAGCUGAAGCGACUGGCGAGGUGGUUGACUCGUGCCACCGAUGUGACGGCUCCGGUGGCUCCAGCGGCGAAGCCCAAGCUCACCUUGAAGGUGAAGGGUGGCUAUGUGACCGAGCCGGAGCCCGAGAUCCCGCAGUUCGCGAAGGCCACGUCGAGUUCGGGAACACCAUAUGUACCAGAACACAUGGCUCUACUCCAGACAAUGGCCGAGUCUAUGGAGCAGAUGAAGAACGAGUUGAAGAUCCUACAGGACCAGAGCCAGGGAUCCGAGGAACGACCUCGGAAGAAGGCCCGACACUUAGAAAACCAGUGUUCUGCGAUUGUACCGCAGAUAGUCCAGCAGUUGGUGGCCUCAGAUGGAAACGGCGCAGGCUCUACGCAACAGGACCCCAAACCACUGAACUCCUCGGAACCCGAAGCGUGUAUGUACUCCCAAGACCAAAAGCAGCAAGCCGAAGCUAUCGCGCAAAAGUUGGAAGCACAACGCAAGUACACCUUGGAGGAUGCUCAACCGUUGUUGCAGCACAUGUCACAGAUGUCAGCGAGCAAGGUUCGUAACAUGGCUUUGCAAAACGGGCACCAGAGUGCGAGCUACCAUCUCUUUGGGCUUUAUUCCCACGGAGGUCAGUAUGGGAUCACGAAUCGUACUCACGACAUGCCGGGAGUGACACGAUACAUGAACAAGUGGCUGAAGGCCAACCUCCCAGCACGUAGUGUGUGGUCUUCUUUCGUGAUUAGUGCGAACAACAAACUUCCCAUACACAGAGAUGUGAACAAUAAUCCUCAGUACCCGAACCAUCUUCUAGGCGUAGGCGACUACACAGGAGGAGAGCUCUGGAUAGAGACUCCUCCCGGAUACGAGGGUCAAGACGCCCUGGCCCAGGUAUCCGUCGACGGACGACGGCUGUGGGGGCGGAAGCUACCUACAAAGGGCCAGUGCGUCACCUUCGCCCCGCAGGCGUGGCACGGAACGUGCCCGUGGAAGGGAAGUAGGCUCACGGUUUCGGCGUUCGUGGGUCGUGGCUCUAAGAUGGUUUGUGAGGAAGUUCAGGGAGAGUUACGGAAAUUAGGUUUUCAGAGUCCCGAGGUUCCCAGACCCCCUUUGGAAGAAGGGUUCGUGAUUCAGAGGGAAGGGUUGUGGAAGCGCAGGUUUUCAGUGGAUAGGAAGAAAGAUGAUGAGCGCAUUCGCAAACAACUGUACCUUUUACACUCGGCCACGGGACAUGGUAGCCUCAGACACAUGAUCGAUGCCCUGAGACGGCGCGGGGCACCAGCACGAGUCCUGGAAUUGGCUAAGGAAUUUCAGUGUGCAGUGUGUAACGAGAAGCGGAAGGUAGGACAUCGUCAUCUUGCUUCCCUGGAACCUUUGCCCCCGCGAUGGAGCACGAUUUCGGCCGAUGUAGGUCACUGGACCCAUCCCACCAGUCAUGAGAAGGUGCAGUUCAUGUUGGUAGUUGACGAGUGUUCUCGGUUUAGAGCUGCCAGGAUACUGACACGCGGUUCCAAACAACAACCCAACGCCGCCUCAUGCCUGGGAUAUCUUCAGGAGGGAUGGUUGCAGUAUUUCGGGAAGCCUAAGGUGUUGAGAUUGGACCCCGCGGGUUCAUUCAGAAGCCAAGCUGUGGAGAGUUUCUGCGACCGCCAUGAGAUCUUCUUAGACAUCAUACCAGGGGAGGCGCACUGGAAACUUGGAGUUUGCGAGCAGGCUGUUCAGGGUUUGAAAGAAGUGAUGACGAAACUGAGUCUCGAGAAUCCCAACAUUGACCCCGAGGAAGCUCUGGCCAUCUCAGUCAUGACGUUCAAUCAUAGGGAUAAUGUGCGAGGGUUCUCACCGGUCCAACACACGUUGGGUCACAAUCCUGACCAAGUAGGCCCUGUUUUGGAAGUCAUGAAUCAAGCACCUGUGUCUAUGUUGUGGGAAGAUCCGCAAGGCAGUGUUGAGCGAUCCGCGAACCUGAGGGCAGCAGCCGAAGCAGCUCAUUCCUCAUGGGUUGCCCAACAGCGCAUUGUGAGGGCUCGAAACUCACGAGGUCAGCAGAUUCUAGAUUUCCAGCCCGGUGAGCUAGUGUUCUUAUGGCGAGCCCAGACAGGGCAACAGGGACGUCGCCAACCAGGCGACAAACACGGUCGCUUUAUAGGACCAGCGCGGAUCCUAGCGACUGAGAAAAAGGAAGAUGACACAGGACACCUGAAAGCUGGAAGUGCGGUGUGGCUCGUGCGAGGCAGGAGCUUGAUCAAGUGUUGCCCAGAGCAGCUCAGGAGAGCAUCGGAGCGUGAAGAGUUGGUAGAAGCGUUGUCCAAGCCUGAGGAUAAGACACCCUGGACCUUCCACAGGGUAGCUUCUGAGAUUGGAGGAAAUCAGUUUCAAGAUUUGUCGAGUCAUGUACCCUCGGCACGAGAAUGGCUGAGGGCCCAAGAUCCGGAGGAAGAGGAGCAACCUUCACGACGACGACUUCGAGGGAAAAGGGCGCUACCAGAUUCGGUGCCCAUGGAGGCACCAGAAGACGAAAGGGAUGAGCCUACGCCCUCAGCAGGGUCAUCCCGACCUCGCAUCUCUGAGAGUGGGUUCCAGCUCGCAGAGGCGUGGUGGACCUCAGUCAGAGAGGACCAAUGGGAUGAGCAACCCGCUGCCUACUGGAACGACCAGGAGGCAGCCGUAGAGGUUGAAGUGGAGCUGCCAGGGAACCAGCACGGGCUCCAAAAGACUCUGCGUCACCUGCCAUCCUACUUUGUGGGAGCGCUGAAGCGGAAGGCCAUCGAAGUGAGCGAACGGCGAUUGUCAGAAGAGGACAAACAGAAGUUUAGAGACGCCAAAGCUGUAGAAGUACGUAACUUCAUUGCAUCCAAGGCGUUCGAAGCGCUGCCCGAGGAGUUGCGCCCCAACCGCGAGCAAGCUGUUCAUAUGAGGUGGAUCUUGACUUGGAAGAAUACUGAAGAAGGUGGCCGCAAGGCCAAAGCAAGAGCAGUAUUAUUAGGAUAUCAAGACCCGAAGUAUGAACACAGAGCAACCACGGCCCCGGUUAUGACGAGGCAGACAAGACAGAUGCAGUUACAAAUCGCGGCAGUGAGAGGCUGGCAGGUGCAAAAGGGCGACGUUUCAGGAGCAUUCUUGCAAGGACGUGAGUACCCAGAUGUUCUACAUUGCGUGCCAUGCGAUGAAAUAUGUGAAGCCAUGGGAUUGCCUACCGGAACUGUGACCCGGCUACGUCGCGCAUGUUACGGGCUUGUUGACGCUCCUUUGGAGUGGUACAAGACUGUGUCAACAUACUUGCAGGAACUGGGACUGGAGCGCACGCAUUCCGAUGCAUGUGCCUGGGUGUGGCGUCCCGAUGGGGUGUUACGAGGCAUGAUUUCGGGACACGUGGACGAUUUUCUUUUCAGUGGUUGUGCAGACGAUGCAGAAUGGCAAGCCUUGCUGGAAAAGAUUCGACAGCGUUUUAAGUGGGGUGACUGGGACACGGACAAGUUCAUUCAAUGUGGGGUUCAUGUAGAAAGAACUGAACAGGGCUUCCUGCUAAGCCAACCCAACUACCUCGACGGUGUCAAGGAAAUCCCGGUCUCUUCUUCAAGGCGAAAGGACAAGGAAGCAAGCACUACUGAAAAGGAGCGCAGCCAGCUCCGAGCCCUGCUUGGAGGACUCUCGUGGCACGCGCAACAAGUGGCUCCCCACUUGUCAGCGGAAGUGAGUCUUCUGCUGUCCGAGAUUCCGGAAAGUACAGUGAACACAAUUGUUAAAGCAAACCUGCUGGCUUACCAAGCUAAGGCCCGCAAGGAACAUCAGAUGAUCAUCCAUCGUUUUUCCAGUGAGGAACCGCUGGCCUUGUUCGGCUGGGUCGACGCAGCCAACCAGAAUCGACAGGACGGGGGUUCUACACAAGGGAUUUUCAUUGGCUUGGGUCCCGCAAACAUGCUGGAUGGAGAAUUAGGACAGGUGACACCAAUUGCCUGGCAUUCUAAUCGUAUUGAUCGUGCAUGCCGCUCUCCGGGAGCGGCAGAAGCACAAGCCGCUAUAAAUGGCGAAGAUGCUUUGUACUUCGCUAGAUUUCAGUGGAGCGAGUUGAACUACGGUUGCGUGAACAUCAGGCAUCCUGACGUUACUGUGGCUAAGGUGACUGGCUGCCUGGUGACAGAUUCACGUAAUGUGUACGACAAGCUUGAAACUGAGGUCCUGGUGAUUAAGGGAGCAGAGAAGCGCACGAAUAUCGAGCUUUUAUCCCUCAAGGAGGCGCAACAGAACCACGGGGUGAUCCUACGCUGGGUGCACUCGGAGGCACAGUUAGCGAAUGCAUUGACAAAGCACAACAGCAAGGAGAUGGAGUUGUACUACCGCAUGCAACACUCUUGGAGGAUCGUCGAAGAUCCAGAGAGAAAGUCCGCACGCAAGCGGAAGCUCGAAGGCUUAGAACCUUUGAGUACAGGAAUGGAAAAUACUAAGGGUUCUUUCGGGGAAGGAGGAGCCGGGGGCAUGCAGGUGAAAUCACCUGUCUGCUCUGUCGCAAGGCCUGUGACGCCGCAGCAUGGAAAGCCGAGACGCUGA